Messenger RNA from Prunus avium (sweet cherry), 1620 nucleotides. NCBI's taxonomy places the organism in Eukaryota, Viridiplantae, Streptophyta, Magnoliopsida, Rosales, Rosaceae. The record is from RefSeq and is a predicted model, not a curated record.
AUGACGGUGCCGAGAGAGAAAGGAGGUUCUCAACCCGAGUAUGUUAAGUGGCCCUUUGCUUUUGAAAUGGAUUUGACGAAAGCGAUAGAUUAUGACAAAGCAAUAGUCACCUUUGAAGUACACCAUGGAGGUAGAAUGGUAAAAUCCCCAAAUGUCAAUGAAUGGUGGUUUUAUGUGGGGGGGUCUGUUGAUUAUUUGGACUGGUGUCUUCUGGACUACAUAAAUUUGCUAGAGAUAUAUGCGUAUGCAAAAGAGCUUGGGCACCAUGACCAAGUGGUUGUGACAGGGAUACAAAAUGGUAAAAAGUCCAAUUUGGAGGGUGACAAAUCCAGAUUUGAAAGGAUUUAUAUAUGCUUGGCAGCUACAAAGAAAGGAUUUAUUGAUGGUUUGAGGCCAGUUGUUGGUUUGGAUGCUUGUCACAUCAAAGGGCAACACCCUGGGCAAUUACUAUCUGCUGUUGGUGUUGAUCCUAACAACGGCAUGUAUCCAAUAGCUUAUGCAGUGGCAGAGGCUGAGAAUUAUGCAACUUGGACUUGGUUUUUAGAACUUUUAGCUGUUGAUCUUGGCAUUGAAAAUAGCAAUGGAUAUGUGUUCAUUACAGAUAGACAAAAGGGCUUAAUUGAUGCAGUGGGUGACAUGUUCCCAAACUCUGAGCAUAGGUAUUGCCUUAAACAUCUGCAUGCCAAUUUUAUACUUGCUGGGCAUAGAGGAUUAGUUUUGAAACAACACAUGGAGGGUGCUGCAAGAAGUACAACUGUACCUUGGUUUCAAGCUGAGAUGAAAAAGCUCCAAGAUUUGUCAGGACCAGCUUUUGAUUGGUUGUCACGGCUUGAUCCAAUGCAAUGGUGUAGAUCUCACUUCAGAACACACUCAAAGUGUGACAUUCUCUUGAAUAACAUGUGUGAGGCAUUCAACGGUUCUAUCCUUGAUGCUAGAGACAAGCCUAUUAUAACAUUGCUUGAGAGGAUCAGGUAUUACAUCAUGUUGUUGAUGGCAACUAGACGAGAAGCUAUGGAGAAAUUGCAUCAUGAUGUGGGGCCAAGAGUGUUUGCAACUCUGGAGAAGCUUAAGAAGCAGUCAGCCUGGUGCAUUCCAAGGCUUGCUGGGGAGAGCAAAUAUGAGGUCAAGUGUUUUGGAGGCACUCAGGUGGUUGUUGAUUUGAGGAACAGAAGUUGUUCAUGUAGGCAAUGGGAUCUAACUGGGAUCCCAUGUAAGCAUGCUUGUGCUGCCAUUGGGCAGUUAAAUGGCAAUCACAUUAGCUAUGUCCAUGAUUAUUACAAAAAAGAGGCCUUCAUGAAAGCCUACAAACCCAUGGUUCAUCCAAUGCCAAGCCAAGACUUGUGGCCUAAAACAAAUUUCCCACCUUUGCUGCCACCUAAAUUUCAUAAGCAGCCAGGGAGGCCAAAGAAAUCUAGGAUAAGCUCAGCCGGUGAACCAUCUUCAAGCUCUAAUCCUAAAGCUAAACACUUGCCAAGGUAUAAUUUGGAAAUCAAAUGUUCCAUAUGUAAGCAAGCAUGGCAUAAUAAGAGGAAAUGUCCAAGGGUAAAUGAAGCAGGGAGUAGCAGCCAUGUAUAUUCAACAGCAUGUGAUUUUAAAAGUUUUGUAUGUUUGGCAUUCUGA